Tribolium castaneum (red flour beetle) is the source of this 1702-nucleotide messenger RNA. RefSeq lists its product as uncharacterized. Bases 207 to 1442 code for a protein of 411 amino acids. The transcript has 8 exons. Lineage: Eukaryota; Metazoa; Arthropoda; Insecta; Coleoptera; Tenebrionidae. The record is from RefSeq and is a predicted model, not a curated record.
AAAGCUCAGCAGUGCGCGACUAAGCUUUGCUCGGUACGGCCGAAUCAAAGCUCGACUUUGCGAACACGUGAAGUGCUUAAUGAAGCAAGCGCAGAAAGUUUAUUUGUAAGUUUUUGAAUCGAAUUGGGUGCACGAGGACCUCAUAUCACUCGCUAUGCAGAUGGCGUCGUAAAAAUUCUUCAUUUCUUUCGAAAAACAGUGCAGAAAUGUUCGUCCUGAGUGUCCUCUUCACCGUUCUAGUGUCUUACGGGAACUGUUGUGAUCUCGAACAAUUCUUUAGUGAAAAGCAAGUGAGCGUCGAAGAGAGCGCCUCGACGUCUCAGAUUGUGUUUCGAGGUUUCACGAUCGCCUCGGAGGCGACGCCGAAUGAUCUACGAGGCGUCUUCACGGCCUACUUUGAACUAAUAAACACGUAUAAGGGCGCCGAGGCGCUCGAAGCUUGGGGCGCCGAUAAUUACAGACGAAUAAACGUCACAUUCCUGACACGACCGUCUGGAGAGUGCUCGGAAGGCAGCCAAGUCCCUCGGGAGUACAUCAUAUUUUGUAAUCUGGUGAAUGACGAACUACGAGCGACUUCAGUAGCUAAAUGGGAUGAAAGUGCGGAUCAAAGGGUCUGGGCAGCAUUAGGCUGGAGUUCGUGGAGCGAUUGGUCCGCAUGCAGCGUUAGCUGUUCCUCCGGGAUCCAGCAACGCACCCGCCACUGUCUUAUCUCGGACUGUCCCGGAUUCAACGUGGAACAGCGACACUGCAAUCUGUUCGGUUGUGACGAGACCGUCAACCCUCUGGCUCUGGAAGAGAGCCGCUUUUUCCACCCUUCAAAAGAUCGUUGGCAGACGGUGCCAAACCGUCCGACAGCAUGGCGUCUAAAACCCAAUUCGUACAUUUGGGUGCCCUCAAUGCAACUAUUCCCCGACGCCAAGAUUCGACCAUUCCCCCGCGAAUUCGCCCUCUUUGUCACCCUCCGAGUGCAAAACCAAAGCACGAUGGGCACCAUCUUCAGCCUGCGUUCGCGCCGCCGCCAGGACACCUACCUGUCCCUUGAAAUCGCAGGAAUUGACCUGAAAUUAAUCCACGCCGCCUCCAACGGCACCGACGUGGUGCGGAUACCGUCCCAGCUGGGGGACGGCCUGUGGCACCAGAUCGCCAUAAGCAUCCGGGAUGACAGCGUGGUUGAUAGCUACGUGGAUUGCGAAUGGUCCCGGACUGACAUUUUGAGGUCUCACACCCUCGACAUCCCCGACGAUUCCGACCUGAUCAUCGGUUAUCUGUUUACGGGCGAUUUGGAGCAGCUUUCGAUAGUUCCUGAUCCGAGACUUGUCAGUUUGCAAUGUUCCUCUCUCCGAACACCGAUUAUCGAUCCGAGUGUCAAAGACGUCGAAGAAUCAAAGCCGAAAAAAAGCAUAAAACACCCCAAGCAAACAAGAACAAAAAGUGAUAACUAAUCAAAAAUUAUUUAAUUAGUACAAUCGAUACAUAUUUGUAUUUACGAUUAAAUGUUUAAAUGUUUUCAUUAAUUUAUUAAAGAAUUGUUGUACCUGCAUGACAAUAGGCACUUGUUACUAAAACACGUUUCGUGUAAUUUAAGUUGGUAGACAUGGACAAUAAAAUUGUGUGUGUCAUCGGAGGAAGAGUUUAUUUCUUGUUAUUUGCUUUGACGUUGUAGUCGAGAUUUAACUGUUUUUAAAUAAAUAUUUGACUGAAA